AUGAUCUCUUUCAACACCAAGAGCCUUGCUGCCUUGGCCCUCGGCGCUGCUGUCGCCGAGGCCCAGCUCUGGGACAAGGUCAUUGAUACUUCUCUGGGCCCUGUCAAGGGUUACAAGUACUUUAACCAAACAACCCUCGAGACCUACUUCAACCGCUCCGAGUCCAAUGUCACCGCUUACUUAGGUAUUCCCUUCGCUGCUGAUACUGGUUACCAAAACCGUUGGAAGCCCCCACAGCCUCGCGAGCCAUGGACUGAGACUUACGAUGCCACCGAAUGGGGUUACGCUUGUCCUAGCGGGUCUACCUCCAAUAUCAGCGAGGACUGUCUCAACCUGAACCUCUGGACCAAUGCUGGUUCUUCCGAUGCCAAGCUACCUGUCAUGCUUUGGAACCAGGGCUCUGACGAGACUAGCAAUGACAACUGGUGGUAUGGCGGUGGUAUGGCCCUGAAGGAUGUUAUUCUGGUUUCUUUUAAUCGUCGCGACGACGCCUUUGGAUAUCUUUCCCACCCAGAUCUUAAUGCUGAGGGCCUCAAAGCCACUGGCCACAACACCUCCGGUAACUACGGCGUCCUUGACCAGCUGGAGGUCCUCAAGUGGAUUCAGAAGAACAUCGCCAAGUUCGGUGGUGACCCUGACCGUGUCGUUGUUGCUGGUCAAUCUUUCGGCUCUUCCCAGACUUACCACGCCGUGAACAGCCCUCUCUUCAAGGGAUACUUCCAUGGCGCUAUCUCAGAGUCUGGUAUCCGUUGGCCUCGCGACCCCAUGCUGGCCGGUCUCGCCACUUCUUACAACAAUAUGUCUGCUGCUCUCUUCCACGGUACCAACUACACCACCUUCCACAACGCCUCGAGUAUCUCCGAGCUUCGCGAGAAGUCAAUGGAAGAUCUCCUGAUUGGUUCCCAGGACCGUGUCAACAGCACUUGGAUCUGGUGGGUGACCGCUCUCUCUGCCGAUUACCCUCUGAUCUUCAAGCCCGUCCUUGACGACUACGUCCUUCCCGAAAAGUACAUCGAUUCCCUGAAGAACGGCCCCGCCAACGAUGUCCCCGUUAUCACCGGAAACACCAAGGAUGAAUCCGGCGCCUCUCCUACAGACGACUACACCGUAGAGGAGUACCGAAACUACUGCACCCUGAAAUACGGCGACCUUGCCGAUCGUUACUUCAGUCUGUACGGCGAUAAUGGCAACCAGACCCUCGCCAACCACGCUUGGAACGCCGCUGCCCGCGAUAUGGGUGUCGUUGGAUCAUGGGCCUACGGUACCAAGUGGUACGACGCUGCCUCCUCGGACUUCUACACCUACUACUGGACUCAUGCUCCUCCUGGCCAAGACCAGGGUGCUUUCCACCAGUCAGAGAUCAUGUACGCGUUGAACGCUCUUUACGCCAAUGCUGACACCUACCCCUUCACUUCUGUCGACUACGAGAUCCAGGAGAAAAUGUCCGCCUACUGGGCCAACUUUGCCAAAACCCUCAACCCUAACAAGGGCGGCUCUUACGAGGGUAAGGGCGAGCUCCCUGAAUGGACUCCCAACAGUUCUGAAGGUAAGAAGGUAGUGAUGGAGCUUGGUAAUGCCUUCAGCAAUGUCCCCAUUGCUCGCUCCUCGGAAUACGUUAAGUUCAUCAUGGACUACUACUCCGAGCAAGUUGCCUACUAA
This is a messenger RNA of Penicillium angulare, 1659 nucleotides long. RefSeq names its product carboxylesterase/lipase family protein. The coding region runs from base 1 to 1659 and encodes 552 amino acids. NCBI's taxonomy places the organism in Eukaryota, Fungi, Ascomycota, Eurotiomycetes, Eurotiales, Aspergillaceae. The record is from RefSeq and is a predicted model, not a curated record. The transcript has a single exon.